UCACUACAUUUUUUCUCCAUCCUUAGCUGAAGAAGCUCUCUAUAGUACACAGGGAGGAUAUAACAUCUCUAGGGUUUCUAACAUGGCUUCUCCCAAAACCACAACCUCAAUUGCUUUGUUCUUCUGUCUCAACCUUCUCUUCUUCUCCCUUGUCACUGCUUGUGGCACAUGCUCUCACCCGGUAACAAGGCCAAAACCGAGCCCGGGUUCCAGUGGUCGUCCAGGUUAUGGUGGUAGCCCAGGGUCUGGUGGAAGCCCAGGGUCCGGGAGCAGCCCAGGCUCAGGGGGUGGUCCAGGUUCCGGGGGCAGCCCAGGCUCGGGGGGUAGUCCGGGCUCUGGGGGCAGCCCGGGCUCAGGGGGUAAUCCAGGCUCCGGAGGCAACCCGGGUUCAGGGGGCAACCCAGGCUCUGGAGGCAACCCGGGCUCAGGGGGUAACCCGGGCUCCGGAGGCAAUCCUGGUUCCGGUGGCACUCCGGCAACUGGCGGAGCUAGUUGCCCUAGGGAUGCUCUCAAGAUAGGUGUAUGUGCUAGAGUGCUUAACAUUGUUAAUGCAACCAUUGGCCGCCCACCAGUGACUCCAUGCUGCAACUUAAUUCAAGGGUUGGCAGACCUUGAAGCUGCUGUUUGUCUUUGCACUGCAAUCAGAGCAAGCAUUUUGGGCAUCAAUAUAAACCUCCCAAUUAAUCUCAGCCUCCUGCUUAACGUUUGUAGCAGAAAUGCUCCUCGUGGAUUCCAGUGUCCCUAAUUUACUCCAUUAUAGAACUUCAAAAAGGAAGGAAAAACAAAGGAGGAAGAAAGAAGUUAUUUUACUUUUCUGUUUAUUGCAUGUCCUUGAUUUGCUUGUUUUGCAGCUAUAAAAGUCUCUUGUUUGUGUGCUUGUAUGUGUUUUCGUUUGUAUUGAUAGUGUCUGUCCCUUUUUGGGUUGAAUCUUUACUCAAAUUAUCAAAAAUGUAUUGCUGAUCUUGAAGAUAUUUGUAGGUGUAAUUUCUUCUGGGGAAUAAAAUAUUUAUUGCAUCCCCUCUCA
Molecule: messenger RNA, 1024 nt
Organism: Momordica charantia (bitter melon)
Lineage: Eukaryota; Viridiplantae; Streptophyta; Magnoliopsida; Cucurbitales; Cucurbitaceae
Source: RefSeq, a predicted model, not a curated record